Messenger RNA from Charadrius vociferus (killdeer), 1218 nucleotides. It is a transcript of the gene DNTTIP1, whose product is annotated as deoxynucleotidyltransferase, terminal, interacting protein 1. The transcript is spliced from 14 exons. Lineage: Eukaryota; Metazoa; Chordata; Aves; Charadriiformes; Charadriidae. Bases 1 to 1218 code for a protein of 405 amino acids. Gene Ontology annotation, cellular component: nucleus. Gene Ontology annotation, molecular function: DNA binding; nucleosome binding. The record is from RefSeq and is a predicted model, not a curated record.
AUGCGGCUGCUGUCACUGCUCCUGCUCCUGGGGCUCUGCUGCCUCUGGGCUCGGCUGGUGUCCACAGCUGUCAUCACCAUCAUCAUCACCAUCAGGACCACCGUCGUCGUCGUCGUCGUCGUCGUCAUCAUCAUCGUCAUCAUCAUCAUCAUCAUCAUCAUCUCCGUUGUCAUCGUCAUCGUCGUCACUGUCAUCACUGUCAUCAUUGUCACCAUUGUCAUCACCGUCAUCAUCGCCAUCAUCGUCACCAUCAUCAUCACCAUUGUCGUCACCAUCAUUGUCAUCAUCAUCCUCAUCAUUGUCGCCAUCAUCAUUGCCAUCACCAUGCUCAUUUUUCUCAUCAUCGUCAUCAUCACCAUCAUCACCACCGUCAUCAUCCUCCCCGCUGUCACCCUGCACAGCUUCACGGACCCCGCUGUAUCCAUGGACCUGCUGCGAGCUGUCCUGCAGCCCAGCAUCAAUGAGGAAAUCCGGGCCAUCUUCAACAAGUACAUGAAGUUUUUCCAGAAGGCAGCAAUCAACGUGCGUGAUAAUGUUGGAGAGGAGGUGGACCCAGAGCAGCUUAUCCAGGAGACAUGUCGGAGCUGCCUGGAGCAGGCCAAACUGCUGUUCUCUGAUGGCAAAAAGGUUGUUCCCAGGUUGCCCCAUGAGCAGGCGGUACCAAAGCGUGCCCGACAGAUGGAUGAGGAGCUGAAUCGUCGAGGGAGCCCCAUUCCCAAAAAGAGAAAGGGGCGGCCUCCAGGACAGAGCCUGUCAAACGAUCGUGGGGUCUCAGGCAUGGCUGCGUGGAAACUCAAAGUCUCUGAGCCCGUGAGAAGGGAUGGACCAAAGUGGGAUCCAUCCCGACUGACUGAAACCACAACCUUUGUGCUGGGAUCUCGAGCAAACAAAGCUCUCGGGAUGGGAGGAACAAGAGGGCGACUCUACAUCAAGCAUCCCCACCUCUUUAAGUACGCAGCCGACCCGCAAGAUAAGCACUGGCUGGCAGAGCAGCAGCACAUGAGGGCCACUGGGGGCAAGAUGGCUUACCUCCUCAUCGAAGAGGACAUUCGGGAUUUGGCUGCCAGUGAUGAUUACAGGGACUCUGUCGACCUGCGGCUGGAGGAGCUGAAGCCCUUCGUCCCACCGGCGUGGAUGACGGAGAAGAUGCAGAAGCACAUGGAGACGCUUCGCUGUGGGGGGGAUGUGCCGCCCCCAGAGGGUCCCCCAGAGCCCUGA